This is a messenger RNA of Leptopilina boulardi, 2560 nucleotides long. Its product is annotated as zinc finger protein 711-like. The transcript has 8 exons. Gene Ontology annotation, biological process: regulation of gene expression. The coding region runs from base 90 to 2342 and encodes 750 amino acids. Lineage: Eukaryota; Metazoa; Arthropoda; Insecta; Hymenoptera; Figitidae. Gene Ontology annotation, cellular component: nucleus. The record is from RefSeq and is a predicted model, not a curated record.
UAUGUAUGUAUAAUAGAUUUACGAACUAUUGUGCGUAGGCCUUUAAAGUAGAAGGUAAACAGUAAAAAUAGAACUUGUGAAAGAAGAAAAUGCAGGGUAUAGUCAGGAACAUUAGCAAGGCUUUCACCACCUGGAUAACCCCAGCUCAAGUUGGUAUUGAAGCGAAUGAAAAUUGUGAUAAUGAUUCACACUCAAAAGAUUCAUUAGAGGAUGAAAAUUUUACUGAAGAUGAAGAAAGCGAUAGUGACGAAGUGUCAUUAACAUUUGACACGGAUCCGUGUCCAAUGGUAACAACUCCUGUUGAUGCUACUUCAAGCAAUCUGGUUAUACCUUCUGACAAUAAUACAAAUAGUUUGGAUAAAAGUUCUAUGAUUCGAAAAUUUGAUGAAAUUUUUAAAAAGGAGCUGCGAAUUAUUUUGGAGCGUGUAAACGAAUGCAAUAAAUGUUUCGAUGCACCCGAAGAACUCUUUGUUCAUUUAGAAGUUGAGCAUUCCAGUAUUUCUAUAUUCAAUUGUCAUUUGUGUAAAAUUCUAAGUUAUUCACCAGAGGAGCUUAUUUUGCACUAUGAAGAGCAUGGAGACUGUAAGUAUCAAUGUGUUAACUCUAAAACCAAUACUCACAGUCAUAUUAGUCCUCAGCAAUCACAAUGCAUCCAGGAGCCUGUUCUGCUUGAAAAAAGUUCACCGCAGCUUACCAAAUUAAAAAGUGACAUCGAUCAGCUACUUCUCUUAAAUCCAGACGAGCAUUAUUCGUGGUGCUCGGAUUUAAUUGCAUUCAUUAAUUUACCUGAUGAAUCAUUGGAUUCUAAUUUUAAUAAGUCUAAAAUCGUGCCGGACUCAACCUCUGUCGAAGAUGUAAUUGUCCCAGAAUCUGUACUCACUAAUUCUUCGUCAUCCUUGGAAAAGCAAGAAAAGAUUUUCGAUAAAAUAGUCAAUUUCGCAAGUAGUUCCCAUCAAAAUGAAUGUAAGGAGGUCAAACAAAAAGAGACUGUUAUUCAAACCGAUGAAAAGACAUUGCCAAAAUAUGUUCCCGAAAAUAAACGAUUUGUUUGUGGCUUUUCCAAGUGCUCUUAUUUAAGUGUUAAUGAAAAUACGUUACGUUCUCAUUUAAAAACUUUACACUCGGAUGAACAAUUUUUCAAAUGUACACAUUGUAAAGAGCAAAAAUUGCAGGCAGAUAAUAUUUCAAUGGAAAGAAUGGGAAUUCAUUUGAAGAUGCACGAUUCGAAACUCUAUAAAUGCUCCUACUGUAACUAUUUCCAUUAUAAACGACACAAGGUAGAUCGUCAUCUUGAUAAACAUGUAGACCAUGUAGACAAUAAAAGACCAUUUGUUGAAGUUGUUCGAGAAUUUGAAUCGAAUAAAUCGUCCCUCGAAGAAAAUAAAAAUAACACACCAAAUCCAGAAGAAAAUCUUUGGAAAUGCAACAAUUGUGAUUAUCAUUGUGUUUACAAAGCAGAAAUACUUGCACACGCCUCAAAUGAACAUAAUGAAAAAAAUCAAUUUAAAUGCACCGCUUGUUCAUAUAAAACAAAUAUUCAAAUUGGAUUGGAUUGGCAUUUAAUUUCCAAACAUCCCUAUGAGCCUGAGGCCGAUUUUCAAAUGGUUUAUCAAAAAAUUGAGGGUACAAAGAAAUUUAUCGAUUUAAACGAACAUCAAGGAACUUCUGAGGAAUCGUUCGAUUCGUUGCCACUCUGGCGAAGAGAUUUACCACAGACUAAACAUAUUCGAAGUAUUCUUAAUAAAGACGAUUCACAUCUUGAGAUUUCUGGUUCUGCAGUAUUAACUCCCGAAAAUUGUAAAAAAAGAAAAAGCGAUUCCGACUUGCCGAGUAAAGUAGCAAAAAUAAAAUUGGAUGAGUCAAAUGAACAGAAAAUUGGUAAAUUUGGUCCUUAUGGGAAUCCCGAAGAAGAAUUUUAUGUGUGUCCAAUUUGCAAAAAAGGAAAAGAAUAUAGGACAAAACACAAACAGAAUAUGAAAUUUCAUCUGUUCAAAGAUUUAAAAUAUUUCAGAUAUGAGUGCCUUAGUUGUAUAUAUGAGUCAGUUAACGUGUAUUCGAUGAAGAUUCAUUGCGCAAGAGGAAAUGAAAAAAAACACAGGGGAAAAGUUUCCAAUUUCGAAACUUUACCCAUAAACGACGAAAUUGAGGAGUGGGUUCAUACUUUAUUAGAGCGUCAAGGGGAAAAAAUUCAAAAAUACAAAAACGACAAAUCUGAAAUGGAUAAUAUUAAUGAGAAUUGUGAUAAAAGAGAUUAUGUCUUUAAAUGUAAAUAUUGCUGGCACGAAUUCCCAAGUAAACGUGGAGUCAAAAUACACGUAACGAAACAACAUUUGAUGAAAUAAAACACAAAAACGAUGUAUAAUACAAAUGCACUUAUUGUGUUCCUAUUUUUCACUUGACGAAUAAUGUGUAAUAUAUUAUACAAUUUAUAGAAAAAAGUGAAUUGUUUUAAAUUUACAACGUAUAUUUUAAUUAUGUAUGUAUUUUACAUGUUUACAAAAACUUUAAACUUGAAUCUGUGUUUAAAGAUUAAAAAUGCGAAGAUUAUUCUUUUUUUUCA